AUGGCGGCGAGUCCUGGAGAGCGCGUGCAUGUGUCGCUGGCGGCCUGGCCUGUUCAAAUGUCUGCACUUCGAUGGAGGAGAAUGGCUGCAUCAUAUUCAAAUUUCCAAAUGAAUCACACCCCUUGUCCACCUCAGCAAAUGCAAGAUCAGCAACUUUCUCAGUGCCAGCUGCAAGAAGACUAUCAGAACUGCCCGUCUCCACUUUUAAAUGACAAUCAAUGCUGCCUGAGCCCUGGAUUUCCACCUAUUACUGUGCCACCUCAACAAGUGCCUAUAUCUAGCCAGGUACCAUCAGUUACGGGACCACAAACUCAGCAGGAUAAUUUGAGAGAUCCUGUGGACUUAAUUAGUGAUUUUCUACAGGCAGUCAGAGUUGAGUCUCCUUUGGACCCAUUCAAUUUUAGUAGCAGUGGAAGCACUAGCCCAGGUUCUAAUCAAGGUAGCAACAUUGCAGUUACACCUUUCGUAUCUGAAAGAGGUGACUCAAAGGUGUUCAGGGAAGUUGAAGCUAGCUACCAAACUAUCAGAAGUCAGAUAGAACAUCUGAAAUUUAUUAGAGAGUGUAUUGAACAUAGGGCACAGCAGGCUGUAUCAGAGAUCCAUGCCAUGAAACAGCACAUUGUAUCAUCUCUUGAUGAACGUGAAAGGCAGUUGCUGCUACUUGUAGAUCGUGUCAGGACACUGAAGGGUCAAGCUUUGAAUCAUCAGUCAGGUACACUGAGUAAGACUUUGGACACUCUUUCAACAUGGCUUAAAUGUGCUAGAAAGGCACUGCGGAUGGGUGGAUUGACAACUCAGAUGACAGCAGGUGCCCGGAAACUGCUUGCAGACAUACGUGAAUCACCAUUCCAACCCUGUGAAAGUGAUGCAUUAGCUUUCACACCUGUACCAUUCAACAGCAUGAUCACCAUUGGCAAUAUUUCAAGUUCUGGGUAUGCCCCACAAUGUUGUGUGUUGGGUAAUGGUGUAUCGUCUGCACUGUGUGGUAAUGUCACAACUUUCAUGGUCAGAGUAAAGGAUCAUCUUGGAGAACAACGGAGAGUAGGUGGUGAUCUAGUUUCAGCUGUUCUGGCUGAGCCUGGUCGGAGAUGGAAAGCAGCUAAGGUGGAAGAUAGAGGUGAUGGCACAUACCUGGUGACUUACUGCGCCAUGGUGGAAGGUCUACAUACAAUGUAUGUCUACCUGCGAGGGCAACAAAUUGCUGGGUCACCAUUUUGCAUAACAGUUCGGUCUCGGCGGAAUUAUAGAAGCAUAUCCCAGCCAGUGAUGAUAAUUGGAAGUGAAGGCACUGCAGAGGGUCAGCUGUGUCGACCUUGGGGAGUGUGCUGUGAUUCAAUUGGAAACAUCAUAGUGGCAGAUCGUAGUAACAAUCGCAUCCAAGUGUUUUAUCCAGAUGGUUCAUUCAGCCACUGCUUUGGCAGACAGGGUAAAGGAAUAGGCGAGUUUGAACGGCCAGCAGGGGUGGACACCAAUUCAGCUGACCACAUUAUUGUUGCAGACAAAGACAACCAUCGUAUUCAAGUACUUACAUUAAGUGGAAAGCCAUUAUUAGCAUUUGGUGAAAGAGGUUCUGCAGAUGGACAAUUCUAUUACCCCUGGGAUGUAGCAGCAGCACCAGAUGGACGCAUAGUCGUUUCAGACACAAGGAAUCACAGAGUUCAGAUGUUCACUCCUGAUGGGAUAUUCAUAUGUAAAUAUGGUUAUGAAAAUUGCUCAAAUAUGUGGAAGCAUAUGGAUAAUCCACGAGGAGUAUGUUUCAAUAAGGAUGGUGGUGUUAUUAUGACAGAUUUUAACAAUCACAGACUGUUUCUGAUAAAACCUGACUUCAGCAAUGCAAUCUAUCUUGGUAAUGAGGGACAGAGAGAAAUGCAAUUUCUAAGACCACAAGGUGUUACAGUUGAUCUUGAAGGCCAUAUUAUAGUUGCAGACUCACGAAAUCACAGAGUACAAGUGUUUGAUCCCAGUGGUGACUUCUUGGCUCAGUUUGGGGACAUCUCUCUGAUGGACCGUCCAAGUGGGAUCUGUGUAUCACCUGAUGGUAAAAUCAUACUUGUUGAUUUUGGCCACCACAGAGUUUUGGCUUUCUGA
Messenger RNA from Schistocerca nitens (vagrant locust), 2088 nucleotides. RefSeq names its product E3 ubiquitin-protein ligase TRIM71-like. The record is from RefSeq and is a predicted model, not a curated record. Gene Ontology annotation, molecular function: ubiquitin protein ligase activity; protein binding. Bases 1 to 2088 code for a protein of 695 amino acids. Gene Ontology annotation, biological process: protein polyubiquitination; proteasome-mediated ubiquitin-dependent protein catabolic process. The transcript is spliced from 8 exons. Lineage: Eukaryota; Metazoa; Arthropoda; Insecta; Orthoptera; Acrididae.